Molecule: messenger RNA, 5925 nt
Organism: Lingula anatina
Lineage: Eukaryota; Metazoa; Brachiopoda; Lingulata; Lingulida; Lingulidae
Product: GTPase-activating Rap/Ran-GAP domain-like protein 3
Biological process (GO): regulation of small GTPase mediated signal transduction
Molecular function (GO): GTPase activator activity
Source: RefSeq, a predicted model, not a curated record
GGUUUAUCACAUACACAUAAAUCAAGCCACUCGUGUUUUAAGAACAAAUUAUAUCUGGGGUCAAGGAUUAGACACAGUGGUAAUGUAUACAUUAGCGGUUAAGACAAGAGCCAUUUAAUGGCUGUCAAACUGCCUGAAGUGCGCUGUGUUAGAACAUCUGUUGAGUAGCCUUUUUCAGCCAACUGCUGGCGCACAGUGUAGGUGCGUCGUGCAUCAGACAUAAUAAUGAGACACACAAGGCGUUGGCAGAUGGAAAUACAGAAAGGGCAAACUAGGGCAACAUAGCACAGUUUGCGAUCUCGAAAUAGCCGUGUCUAACUCCGAGGCUGGUGAAAUCACACUGAACCCGAUCGGAAAUCUUGUCAGUAGUAUUUUCGUCAGUGGGAGAGGUAACCUCGGUGUAAUUGCAAGAAGUGGAUGACCCUGCAAGACGCAGGAGUGUCUGGCAGAAUGCCCUCUGAUUACCAGGAACUCGUACCAGGAAAACGCUGUUAAUCCAUCUUUUCCUCAGCAAGAAGAUUCAUCCUGCUAUCUAUUGGUGACACUAAUUACAAUCUCCCGAACCCCGGAUGCCAACCUAGCGGUUUUCUUAAUAAUUUUAUCUUAAUGUUUUUCAACCCUUAUUAAAAAAGGAUAAGCGUAUAAGAACUGAGCAACACCGACGUCACCAGUCCAGUAAUGACCAAUUCUUACCUGACGCACAGAAGAUUUAUUUGUGUAUCUGGACUGAUUUCAAAUCGUAAUCUGUUGAAUCAAUAUAACGGAAAGCUGCCGUUGCUUACAAAUGACAGUGUAACAUUUUGACUUGUAUCAGUCCAACGCUUUCUGUUUAGUUAAUCUAUCAGCGGAGUACGCAUCAAUGUGUUUCGCGAAUCUUAAACGACUCCGAGACAUAUCCGCGUGCUCAUCCGUAUUGAACAGCUAGACAAAUAGAUGGCCAAAUGGCAAUCAGCGAUAUUACGGGCGCUUCUCACUUAGGGUAAACAUCAAUACACGAGCUUAGAUUUUUGCUACUAGCUUUGGCAUGACAGCACGUACGGUUUAGGACUUUAUUCCUCCGAUUUGACACCGAGAGAAGAAAAACAUGGCCGCUUUUAGGGAGAAACUUCAAUUUCGGUCUGAGAAUUCUCUGUCGCCUCGCCGAGCAGCUAGUCGUUCACCAGUGGCGUCAGGGCUGGCUAAUAUUGGGAUGUUCGCGGUGGAAACAAGUGACUAUUACAGGAAAAGAGCGUACAGUUCUCCUGCUUCGGAUUUGGCCGCCAGGCGGGGCAUGUUCAGUAGAAAACAUUAUGGAUCAGUAGAACUACUCACCUCAAGUGAAAGUGAAGGGACCAUCCACACUGCCGCGGGAAGAUUCAGAAUUGAGACUGGGGAGUUUGAACACGAUGAGUUUCCGAGCCCGCUUGGGAGUCCUGUCCAUGUGGAAAACCCAGAAUACCAGACCAGAUGGUACUUCAAGUAUUUUCUUGGGAAAAUGCAUCAGAACUAUGUAGGUCUUGACGCAGACAAAGAACCGUUCAUUCUCUCAGUAGUGGUGACGGAUGCAAACAACCACAAUGUGCCGCAAUACAGAGCAAUACUGUGGAGGAAACAGGGCGCGCGGAAGAUUUGCCUUCCAUACGACCCUACAAAACCAAAGACUGUCAAGGGUAUUUUAGGACAUUUUGACAUGCCAAAGGUAGAAAAAGGACCCAGGGAAAUAUAUAAUGCAGAAGUGCAGAAAGAACUCCUGGUACUUGAGGAACAAGAGGGGUCUGUGAAUUUCAAGUUUGGAGUAACGUACUGUAUAGAAGGGCAGAUAUCGGACGAUGAGAUGUACGGGAAUGAAAAGGGCAGCUCCUCUUUUGACAAGUUCAUCCAUCUUCUAGGAGAUAGAAUAAAACUUAAAGGCUGGGAUCGCUUCAAAGGAGGACUGGAUGUGAAAAGUAAUAGCACAGGUGAUGAUUCCGUCUAUACCGUGUACGAGGGACACGAAAUAAUGUUCCACGUCUCCUCUCUGUUACCAUACUCCACGGACAAUAAACAACAGGUGGAGAGAAAGCGACAUAUAGGCAAUGACAUAGUCAAUAUAAUCUACGUGGAAAUGAAUUCAGACCAGCAACCGUCAUUUAGGCCUUCUAUGAUGAAGACACACUUCACUCAUAUAUACGCAUUGGUAGUUUAUGAGAAGGAUACAGAUAAAUACAGGUUAAACGUGUAUUCCGCCGAAAGCGUCCCGUUAUUUGGCCCUCCUCUACCCACGCCCGCCGUUUUUGCCGACCACGCAGAAUUCAGGGACUUUUUGCUAGUGAAAUGUAUAAAUGGAGAAAAGGCCGCCCUAUGUACGCCGGUGUUCGCCCAGAAGAGAGUGCGUACCCUGGACAUGUUGAUCAGAAAUACCUACGACAAUCACAUGGUGGAGGUCAACAAGAACACGAUGUUGAACCGCAGAGCAUUCAGUGACGUCAUACCGGAUUACCAGCAUGGGUCACGGCGGAAAGAAGAGGCGCGGAAAUUGGAGUUCGUUCGUGUUGGUCAGGCCCUAAAACUAAAUAUUAUACUGAAGGGGGACGCCCCCACCAGCCUCAUCACCACCGGGAUGUUGAAAAGAGAGCCAUGGGAGCCGCAGUGUUUUUACCACAGCUUUCCAAAUGAGAUCAUAUGUGGGGAUUCGUGGGGUGACAAACUCAUCAUUGUAACGGAAGUGGGAACAAUGGUUAUUGAAGAGGGCUGUAUUCCAAGGCUUAUAUUUGAUCGAACGGUCAGCAUUAAGCAAAUUGAUGUCGUAGAGCCUCAUGGGUUAAUCAUUUUCCGGCCAGAGAAAGGAAAAGAUUCCAAGAUACACGUCUUUCGCCUAGCAGACUUUGAAGGUCGAACCAACAGUAUUGUCAGAACCAAACUCGAUUCACGAGAUCACAAAAUUGAGAGAUCAAAAGGGUGCCAUCUGUACGCCUUAAGCCGGCCUGGGGGCAGUCAUCUCCGGAUGGUUAUAGCCAUAGGCAAGCGUCUGUUGGUGAUGUCAUGGAAGCAUUCCGCCGCCUGGUCUGCAUGGUGUGUGAGCAAUGAUACGGAGACCGUGGACGGAUUUCAGUUUCUCAGGGAAUUGCAGUCAUACGAGACGCCGGAACUUAUCACGUUGAUAGACGGACCUAGGGGAGACAACCAGAUAUGUGUUGGUUACAAGCAUCAAUAUGAUCUCAUCAAUGAAAAAAAUGGUGACACACUGCAUUUGCAUCAUGUGGACGCAAGCAAGGUGAAACUCGUGUCAGCAAUAGACAUAUAUGAGGAUUCCGAGGCAGAGCUUCUGCUCUGUUACAAUCAUGUCUGUCAUUUUCAAAAGCUGACGGAGGAUAACUCCAAUGAGUUUGAUUUUCUGUGGAAUUCUCAGCCGUGCUCAAUAGUAUGUGCAUUCCCAUACAUUCUGGCCCUCACCCCAGACACAAUGGAGAUCCGUCUCAUUAUCAAUGGCAGUCUAGUUCAGACGGUCACGUACCCAAGACUAGGACUGAUUACUUCUAAAUGUGAUAUUUACUUUGCCUCGACAGCAAUGGGCUAUCAUUCCUCUGAUAAAUGCAAGGAAAAGGAGAGCGACAACAAUACCCCGCCAGUUUCCCCGGGAAUAGGUCGCGUGUACAACAUCUUUAAGAUACCUAUCACCUCAUUGGUGGGGAACCUGGCACCUCAAGAUUGUACUACGCCCUCUCCCAAUCCCACGCCGCCUCUCUUAGCUCCCGUCGUCCCAACAGAAGAUGACCAGCCGCCUGUGCAUCCCAGAAGUCCAAGAAUUAAGAGGAGCCCGCUCUUGAGAACACGGAGGCUGGAUUCGUUAUCACAGAUGCACGUGCUAGAUCCCAAAGAACGGCAUUACUCCUCUGGGUCAGAUUCUGGAAUUGUUUCCCAUUCCCCGCCUCCGCAUAGCCCGAUGAAGGUCUCAAUAUCAGUAGACUCAGAAGAUAGUGAGUUUGUAUGACCCUAGACAACAUCCUGACAGCCUUAACCAUGACGUGCAAUCAAUACGAGCUGUUGUUGAAGCCACAUUUUGGUGCAUGAAUAUGCACGGACAUGCUCACUCAUUGAAGAACAAGCCGAAGAAAGAUCCCUCUCUUCAGAAAUUAAAGAAAGUUACCAGCACUAAAGAAAAAAACUUACUCGCAGCAAGAAAUCCACCUUUAUGUUUUUUUAAGAAUGCACGGUCAAACACCGAUGCCCACGCGCAAAUGCAACAAACUGCAUGAUUUUUAUGACGGACGAAGCCCCAGAUCUAAGGCACAGAACAUGCACAUUCACCAAACAAAUGCACUGUAGACCACUGUUGUUGUAGUCCAUACUCGUAUAUCACAGGAACGUUGCCUUUGUAAAAAAGACAAAUGUUUUGAAUAGCCGCUCUUUUAAGAGUGUCGGAUAUACCAAUUAAGGGGUUUGUCUGGAGCAUAUUAACAAAAAUUCCAUAUAUCAAAGGCCUGCACACAAUUAUCUGAGAAUAUACAUUUUGGAAUUAGAAUGUUUGCAUUGUGGCUAACCUGUAUUACAUAACAGCAGCCAGUCAAUCAAACGCAGAGGUAAAAUCCAACGGAAAAGAACAAACAAAAAUAAAUAAAUAGCAAUGUCCGUUUGGAAUAACAACAAGCAUCGGAGUUAGACGUGAGGUUGGUUAAGUAACGAGCAGAGGUAGAGCAUCCCAUACGUGUACAUUGAUGUAUACAAGAAUCACGAGCCACGAGGUCGCCGAGUGUGUGUCUGGUAUUGAAGACGGCACGCGUGGGAGUUUUCUUAGAUGGUGCAUCUAUUUGAUCUCACGAGUUUUUAUACGCUGCCAUAUAAGCCCCUAUGGAGUAGCUUUUGUCUGCAGUAUUCGAGGGUUUAGUUUAGCCAUUUGUAUGGUCCGUUAGAAAUUUGACAACUUCAUACUUGACAUGAAACUACAGUAUCCAAAAUUCGCAUUAUUUGUUAUUGUAUUAGAUAUCUGACAAUGCACAGUCGACGGACAUCUGGAACAUUAAUUUAACGUUUCAGUACACAAUUCUGACAGUAAUAAAGAAUAGUUUGUAACUCGAGCGCGAGAUUGGAGAAAGGCUAACUCAUUUGAUCUAUUUAUACUGCCUGACCUAGGCAACCGGAAGUGCAUAGAACAAUUCAACAUCACAUUUGGAACAAUGUAAGAUAGUUUACGUGAUUAAGGAGUGUUGGUGAGGAUUUUGGAACCAGGCUCCUACAUGUACCCAGAAGUAAGGUGGCCAUGCACUAGGUUUGCAGUUCGUCUCAAGCACUAAUGCAACGGAUGGAUAAUUUAGUAUGUCUCAAUUCUAAAUCAAUUGUAAUACGCUUCUCAUUUGCAAUAACUCACGAUUUGGGCAAGGCUGGGGACAGUGAAAUAUCAGACAGUUUUCCACUGCUAACAUUGAUGAUUGGAUUGAAAAUCCUGAGUUCUAGCUUCAUUGGACAUCUGCAACAGUAACAGCAAACGCACGGUGGAUAUUAGAGAUUCGCCAUUGGGCAUGCAAAAGCUAGAAUGCGAAAACUCAUCGACGCGCUUAGAAAAAAAAACGUCACUUGUAAGCAAUUGCGAAACGGACUGUUUCGCCCCAUUGUGGAAUAAUCUUGGUUAUACCGUAGUGAAUCAAUCAUUUGGAACGCACAGCAGCGUGUCAAGGCGCCUGUCAUUUUUUCACUUUUUAUCUAAUGGAAUAUAUAUCUUUAUCAUUCAUGCGUCUGCUUCAAGUGACGUGAUGUGUCAAUCCGCAGUAUAUGAUAUCACUGUAGUGCCAGAGUCCCAUGCCUAAUACACAUACAGUGGCAAUUUUGAAGAAGUAUCGUGGUGUCGAUUAAUUGAUACGAACGUUUUUGUACACUCUUGUUACAUGUGGUUAUUUAUUGUAAUAUUAUUUUAAACUAUUUUCUUACAUAUGGUGCUAAUGUUUUGCGGUUUUUUGCCAUCUAAUAAACAUU